UGGCCCAGCCUGGAUAUUUGAAUAGUGUCAUUCUCGCCAAACUAGACUGCCCCUGUCACUGUCCCAAAAGGUCUCUGACGUGUUGUUUUGUUGAUGUACACUUGGCAAUUUAAUUCACAAGCCGCAAAAAGUUAAAAAUGCUGAAUAUCCAAACACAUAUGGACUUUGAGGGUCAGGGUAGGGCCGAAAAGCUUUCCCGCAUCAUCAUAACCCUGUUCGGAACCGUCGGUCUAGUGUGGGGCUACAUUAUCCAGCAGUUUUCGCAAACGGUGUACAUUCUGAUUGCCGGAGUUUUGCUCGCCUCAAUUCUCACCAUUCCACCGUGGCCAAUUUAUCGCAAGAAGCCACUGAACUGGCAAAAGCCCCGUCCCGAUUCUCAGACUGCGCAAAGUGCAGGAGACGAAACGAAGAAGAAAAAGAAAAACUAAUAAUUCCGAUGAUGUGCUGAAGGGCUGAAACUACUACUAAUAAAAACAACUAUGUUGGACUUGUA
Messenger RNA from Anopheles gambiae (African malaria mosquito), 493 nucleotides. It is a transcript of the gene Spase12, whose product is annotated as signal peptidase complex subunit 1. Gene Ontology annotation, cellular component: endoplasmic reticulum membrane; signal peptidase complex. The transcript has 3 exons. Gene Ontology annotation, biological process: protein targeting to ER. Lineage: Eukaryota; Metazoa; Arthropoda; Insecta; Diptera; Culicidae. The coding region runs from base 138 to 428 and encodes 96 amino acids. The record is from RefSeq and is a predicted model, not a curated record.